GGCGGGCAGGCGGGCAUCAGGGCUGCUGGACCUCCCGCAGGAUGGCAUGACCCUGAGCACCCCUCACGCCCCUUCUCUGCCCCUUCCAGCUGCGGAGACCGUCACCAUGUCUGCUGCGGAGGAAGGGAGCCGGGAUCCCCCCAAGCCCAAGGGCAAGGCGUCCAAGGUCACUGGAGCAGAGGCUGAGAUGGUGACGGAAGCAGGGUCCCGGGCGGAGCCGGGCCUCGCUCACGCUGCCCCCCACCCACAGACCCUGGGCAGCUUCUUUGCCUCGCUGCCUGGCUUCAGUUCUGCCCGCAACCUGGUGGCCAACGCCCACAGCUCCAGCAAACAGAGCCGUCCGGCUGCCAGCCCCUCGGGCAGCCCUGCCCCUGAGGCCACCCAGCCUCAGGCUCAGGUGGCCACAGAACCAGAACGGAUGCCCAGGGGGACAGAGGAACUGCCACAGCCUUCAGAAAAGCCGAUGUCCGGGGCCAAAGACCUGGUAUGCUCGAGGAUGACCAGGACCAAGGGGGCCAUCUCUUCUGGGAUGGCCAAUGUGAUGGACGCAGCUAAGGGCGUGGUUCAGGGAGGCCUGGACAGCACUCGGUCAGCACUCACAGGCACCAAGGAGGCACUGUCCAGUGGGGUCAUGGGAGCAGUGGACAUGGCCAAAGGCGCUGUCCAGGGGAGCCUGGACACUUCAAAGGCUGUGAUCACUGGCACCAAGGACACAGUGACCAGUGGGCUCACUGGGGCAGUGAACGUGGCCAAAGGGACUGCCCAGACUGGAGUGGACACCACCAAGAAUGUGCUGAUGGGCACCAAGGACACUGUCUGCAGUGGAGUGACCAGCGCUGUGAACAUGGCCAAAGGCACUGUCCAGGGGGGCCUGGACACCACAAAGUCUGUGGUCAUGGGUACAAAGGACACUGUGUCCACUGGGCUCACUGGGGCUGCAAAUGUGGCCAAGGGGGCCAUCCAGACUGGGGUGGACACCACCAAGACCGUGCUGACCGGCACUAAAGACACAGUGUCCUCUGGUCUCACAGGAGCAGUGAACGUGGCCAAAGGGACUGUCCAGACUGGAGUGGACACCACCAAGACUGUGCUGAUGGGCACCAAGGACACUGUAUGUAGCGGAGUGACUGGGGCCAUGAAUGUGGCCAAAGGGGCUGUCCAGGGGGGACUGGACACCAGCAAGACUGUGCUGACCGGCACCAAGGACACAGUGUCUGCUAGUCUCACGGGAGCAGUCAAUGUGGCCAAGGGGGCUGUCCAGACUGGAGUGGACACCACCAAGACUGUGCUGACCGGCACCAAGGACACAGUGUCCACUGGGCUCACAGGAGCCGUCAAUGUGGCCAAAGGGACUGUGCAGACUGGAGUGGACACCACCAAGACCGUGCUGACGGGUACCAAGGACACCCUCUUUAGUGGAGUGACCGGGGCCAUGAAUGUGGCCAAAGGGGCUGUCCAGGGGGGACUGGACACUACCAAGACUGUGCUGACCGGCACCAAGGACACAGUGUCCGCUAGUCUCACGGGAGCAGUCAAUGUAGCCAAGGGGGCUGUGCAGACUGGAGUGGACACCACCAAGACUGUGCUGAUCGGCACCAAAGACACAGUGUGCACUGGGGUCACUGGAGCAGUGAACAUGGCCAAAGGGACUGUCCACACUGGAGUGGACACCACCAAGACCGUGCUGACGGGUACCAAGGACACCCUCUUUAGUGGAGUGACCGGGGCCAUGAAUGUGGCCAAAGGGGCUGUCCAGGGGGGCCUGGACACUUCAAAAGCUGUCCUGACAGGCACCAAAAAUGCAGUGUCCACUGGGGUCAUGGGCUCCAUGAACGUGGCCAAAGGGGCCAUACAAACUGGACUGAACACGACCCAGAAUAUCGCCACAGGCACCAAGGACACCGUCUGCAGUGGAGUGACCAGUGCCGUGAAUGUGGCCAAAGGGGCCGUCCAGACCGGCAUGGACGCCACGAAGUCUGUGGUCCUGGGCACCAAAGACACUGUGUCCACGGGGCUCACAGGAGCAGUGAAUGUGGCCAAGGGGGCCGUCCAGACCGGCAUGGACACCACCAAGACUGUGCUGACGGGCACCAAGGACACUGUAUGUAGUGGGGUGACCGGGGCCAUGAGUGUGGCCAAAGGUGUUGUCCAGGGGGGACUGGACACCAGCAAGACUGUGCUGACCGGCACCAAGGACACAGUGUCCUCUGGACUCACAGGAGCAGUGAACAUGGCCAAAGGGACUGUCCAGAUUGGAGUGGACACCACCAAGACCGUGCUGAUGGGCACCAAGGACACAGUGUGCACUGGGGUCACUGGAGCAGUGAACAUGGCCAAAGGGACUGCCCAGACUGGAGUGGACACCACCAAGAAUGUGCUGAUGGGCACCAAGGACACUGUCUGCAGUGGAGUGACCAGCGCUGUGAACAUGGCCAAAGGCACUGUCCAGGGGGGCCUGGACACCACAAAGUCUGUGGUCAUGGGUGCAAAGGACACUGUGUCCACUGGGCUCACUGGGGCCACAAAUGUGGCCAAGGGGGCCAUCCAGACUGGGGUGGACACCACCAAGACCAUGGUGACCGGCACCAAGGACACCGUAUGCAGUGGUGUGACCGGGGCCAUGAAUGUAGCCAAAAGAGUAGUCCAGGGGGGACUGGACACCAGCAAGACCGUGCUGACCGGCACCAAAGACACAGUGUCCACUGGUCUCACAGGAGCAGUGAACAUGGCCAAAGGGACUGUCCAGACUGGAGUGGACACCACCAAGACCGUGCUGAUGGGCACCAAGGACACUGUAUGUAGCGGAGUGACUGGGGCCAUGAAUGUGGCCAAAGGGGCUGUCCAGGGGGGCCUGGACACUACCAAGACUGUGCUGACUGGCACCAAGGACACAGUGUCCACUGGGCUCACAGGAGCCGUCAACGUGGCCAAGGGGGCUGUGCAGACCGGAGUGGACACCAGCAAGACUGUGCUGACCGGCACCAAAGACACAGUGUGCACUGGGGUCACUGGAGCAGUGAACAUGGCCAAAGGGACUGUCCACACUGGAGUGGACACCACCAAGACCGUGCUGACGGGUACCAAGGACACCCUCUUUAGUGGAGUGACCGGGGCCAUGAAUGUGGCCAAAGGGGCUGUCCAGGGAGGCCUGGACACUUCAAAAGCUGUCCUGACAGGCACCAAAAAUGCAGUGUCCACUGGGGUCAUGGGCUCCAUGAACGUGGCCAAAGGGGCCAUACAAACUGGACUGAACACGACCCAGAAUAUCGCCACGGGCACCAAGGACACCGUCUGCAGUGGAGUGACCAGUGCCGUGAAUGUGGCCAAAGGGGCCGUCCAGACCGGCAUGGACGCCACGAAGUCUGUGGUCCUGGGCACCAAAGACACUGUGUCCACGGGGCUCACGGGAACAGUGAAUGUGGCCAAAGGGGCCGUCCAGACUGGCAUGGACACCACCAAGACUGUGCUGACGGGCACCAAGGACACUGUAUGUAGUGGGGUGACCGGGGCCAUGAAUGUGGCCCAAGGUGUUGUCCAGGGGGGCCUGAACACCACAAAGUCUGUGGUCAUGGGUGCAAAGGACACUGUGUCCACCGGGUUCACUGGGGCUGCAAAUGUGGCCAAGGGGGCCAUCCAGACUGGGGUGGACACCACCAAGACCAUGGUGACUGGCACCAAAGAUGCAGUGUCCUCUGGACUCACAGGGGCAGCAAAUGUGGCCAAAGGGACUGUCCAGACUGGAGUGGACACCACCAAAACUAUGCUGAUGGGCACCAAAGACACCCUCUGUGUUGGAGUGAGUGGGGCCAUAAAUGUGGCCAAAGGGGCCGUCCAGGGGGGCCUGGACACUUCAAAAGCUAUCUUGACAGGCACCAAAGAUGCAGUGUCCUCUGGACUCACAGGGGCAGCGAAUGUGGCCAAAGGCACUGUCCAGACUGGUAUGAACAUCGCCAAAUCCAUGCUGCCUGGCACUGACACCGUCUGUGGCGAGGUCACCGGUACUGUGAACAUGGCCCCAGGGGCCGUGCAGGGAACCCUGGACAUCAGCACCAAGGAAGCCACUGCUGCUGGGCCUGCCAGGGCAGGGGACAUGGCCUCAGGUGCUGCCCACGCCAGGCCCAGCAGCACGCGCAACUAUUUUCCAGGGGCUCAGGACACCCGCUGGGCUACAGACACAGGCAGGGAGCAGACGGCCCCGGCCCCCACAGAGGCCCUGUCCUCUGGGAUCUCCAACCUCCCAGGUCCCCUUGGUGCAGGCUGGGAACCUGCUGGGGAGGCCACAAGUGCCACUAAGGGCCUCGCACCCGGUGCUGUGCUCACCCAUGGGGCCCUGAGCGAGGCGGCGGGGCCACAGAUGGCUUCAGUUGUCCAAGAAGGAACCACUGGCUUCGCCGCGCUUCGAGACGAAUUGGAGGGGCUGGGGGAGAUCUUCCAGCCCAUGAAUCCCGAGGAGCAAGCUCAGCUGGCAGCCUCCCAGCCCGGCCCCCAGGUGCUCUCUGCUGACCAGGGGAGCUACUUCGUCCGCCUAGGCGACCUGGCCCCGGGCUUCCGCCAGCGGGCUUUUGAACAUGCCUUGAGCCACCUGCAGCACAGCCAAUUCCAAGCCAGGGACGCGCUGGCUCAGCUCCAGGACUCCUUCCAGGUGAUUGAGAAGGCCAUGCAGGCUCGACAAGAGAAGCUGUGCCUGGACCAGGGCUCAAGUGCCAGAGCAGAGGACGUGGGUCCCCAAGAGGCGCAGGACGCGGCAGCUCUGUCCAGGGUGUGCACCCUCCUCAGACAGCUGCACACAGCCUCCAGUGGCCUGGCCUCCAGCCUCCAGGGCCUGCCGGCUGGGCUCCAACAACAGGUCGGGCGGGUGCGGCACAGCCUCUGUGAGCUCUAUGGCAUCGUGUCCUCGGCUGGGUCUGUUGGGGAGCUGCCAGCUGAGCGCCUGGCCCAGAGCCGAGCAGGAAUGAGCCAGGCAUGGAGGGGGCUGGACCAGCUGCUGGAUGGCCUGCAGCACAGCCCCCCACUUGGCUGGCUGGUGGGGCCCUUCACUUUGGCCCCUGGUGGGCAGCCAUAGGCACCCACAGACCAGGGCGCAGCAUCUCCCUACUCUGCUUACACUGCCCAGGGAACCAUGCUCAGAGUCUCCUCCUGGCCCCAAAUUCAGCUCUGGUCCCUUGAAGCCCUGGGCCCUGCAAGCUGGAGCUGGCCAGAACAAGAGGAGCCACAGGGCAUGUGACUUUGAGUUCAGCCACCUUGCUCCAGGGCCUCGGCCUGUAUCCCCACUCCCUCCUCCCCAGCACGAUUAGCCUCUCUCCUGACCUAGGAGCUGGGCUCACUCAGACCGCUGGCCAUGGGCCCCCACCUGCAGCCCUUCAGUGAGCGUGUCCGCCAGGCGGGGAGUGGAAGAGUGCCCGCUGUGAAGCGCUCUCCAUCCGUCCCUACUGGGGACCCUUCUAUCCUAUGGGGGCUCUUCCAGUCCCUCAACCUGAUUCCACAGCUGUCAUCUUACUGGUUCUGAAAGCACGCCCCAAAGCCCUUAGCAACCACAUUGUCUCUCUUUUUUUUUUUUUUUUU
Molecule: messenger RNA, 5562 nt
Organism: Sciurus carolinensis (gray squirrel)
Lineage: Eukaryota; Metazoa; Chordata; Mammalia; Rodentia; Sciuridae
Gene: Plin4
Product: perilipin 4
Exons: 7
Coding region: 47-5062 (1671 amino acids)
Cellular component (GO): plasma membrane
Source: RefSeq, a predicted model, not a curated record